UAUGAUGGUUCAGGCUUUGUGAUGGCAUACUUAUUUGUUGAAGGAAAUAAGCAAGAUGGAGCACGAACAGAAAUUUUAGCUGACUUUUUUAAAAGACUACAUAACUUAGGAAUGAACAAACUUGUUUAUUUAUAUACGGAUAAGGACUUUGCACAGAUUUCAGCAGCACGGCAAAUAUGGAUAAAUAUUAAAGUGCAAAUUUGUUAUUGGCACUUUAAGAAGGCACUUAAAAAGCGAUUAGUGGAUAAUUCUCAACCAAAAAGAAUAACAUAUAGUUCUUAUGACGCACAUAAUUCAUUUAACUUCAUUGAUAUUAAAUUUUAUCCUACAGAAUUACCAAAGAGCAAUUUUUGCUUUUGUCCAAAAAAUCUACGACCUAAAGUUAUUUCGAUUAUGGAGCAUCACAUGCAUUUGCAUCCUCUUAUUCCUAAUUUAGAAGGGAUCUUUAGCACAAAAGAUGAAAUCUGGACACAAUGCACAAAAGAAAUGUAUGAAUUUUGUGUUACGAACGAUCUUAAAUACCUUUGGUCAUAUUUAUGGACAAAUUGGUAUCGUAAUGAACUUUGGCAGCUUUGGGUCCGUUCUGCAAUAUCUGAUCGAAUUUGUGUUUUUCGCACCACUAUGCUUGUUGAAUCACAUUGGAAAGUGAUCAAACGUAACUUCUUACAAAAAUUCUUCCGACCACGGCUUGAUCUUGUAACUUAUAUUAUUACUUCACGGCUUAUUCCACACCAAGAACAACAAUAUUACAAGUAUUUUAACAAACGUGAAAUUCCAUCUUGGCGAAAAAACUUUAAAAGAGAAUGGAUUUCAUUAAAAAAAAAGGAGAUCAAUAAUACUUACAUAACUGAUAUCGAUAAAUGGUUUUGCAAUUCAUUUUAUCAUAGUGUUCAAAGACAAGAUAUCUAUCCAUUUAUAUACUUACCAGGCCAACAAACUUCUACACAACCAUCAGUUGGCACAACAUUAUCGUUAAGUAAUACGUUGAAUAAUUCAUUGUCAG
This is a messenger RNA of Ambispora leptoticha, 1003 nucleotides long. The record is from the annotation of a GenBank genome assembly. Lineage: Eukaryota; Fungi; Glomeromycota; Glomeromycetes; Archaeosporales; Ambisporaceae.